Molecule: messenger RNA, 1463 nt
Organism: Paramecium tetraurelia
Lineage: Eukaryota; Ciliophora; Oligohymenophorea; Peniculida; Parameciidae
Exons: 6
Source: RefSeq, a predicted model, not a curated record
AUGCCAACUUCGGUUAAUGCAAUUGAAAAGGCUAAUGUAUUGAGAAAGGAGUUUUUGGAAAUAGAAAUAAAUCAUGACGAAUUGUUAUCUAUUGAAUAAUUUUAUAGAUGCUUAGAUAAGAAAUUGAGAAGACAAUUUGAUAGAGAAUUAGGAGAUCAAUUAUAUUAAAGAAUGAACAAAAGUUUUAACAAUAAAGUCACGGUGGAUGAAUUUAUUAAAGUGUUUCUCCAAGCGGAGGAGAUCUUAAAGAAUAAAAUCGAAGGUUGUAAAAAGCAGAUUUUAGAUUAUAAUAAAUAAAGAAAAUAUGUAUCAAACUAAUUUGAUUCAAUAAAAGAUAGUGAAAGAGUUAAUUAAUAUGGGAUAAAAGAGGACAGUUAUUUGACAGUUGAAUUGUUAGAAGGAGUCAAUUUUCCAGCUUAAAAUGUAUCAGUAAUUUUAAAAUUGGAAAAUUAAAAAUAAGAAAUUCAACAGCAAAAUGGGCCAUCUCCAUAAUGGAACAAAACGCUUAAUUUUAAAAUUUCAACUGGCCUUGAAGAAUUAUAAUUAUUCUUCUAUACCAUAAAUCAUCCUAACAUACCACAAUUAUUAGGAACUGUGACUUUAUCAUUAUCACAUUUAACCAAUCAAACUAAAAUUGAAGAUUGCUGUCAGUUAUUUAAUAAAAAUGGAUAGCAAACUUAGACCAAAAUUAAAUUGAGAUCACAAUGGAUUUUUAAUGAAUCUAAAUCGUUAUGCCAUUAAAUUGAAGUUUGCAAUGACUAAAUCAAAACUGCCUAAGAUGACUUAAUUGAUUUUGAAAAAGAUCUUGCAACUCUAUAUGAACCCUUUCCAAAUUAUGUUUAAUUAAUUCGAAGUAUUGAGAAGGAAGAUCUAGCCAUUAACCAUUAACCUCCAAAUACAUUAGUGAUGACCCCAAUUAAUAAUGUUAGCUCUUAAUAUGAUUACAAAUUAUACACUCGAUUAAGUAUAUUAGUUGUAAUGGGACUUAGUGUAUUCAUUUGCUUUGGCAAAUCUUAGUUUUUGGAUUUGGUUAUUUGCUUUUUCUUCAUCAUUGAAUUUGAAUUCAAUAGACUUUACAAAUAGCGUUUGAUAUAUUAUUCUAUAGCUGUGGGGAUUUCAUUGUUAUGUGAUUUGGUAUGGGCAAUCAAGUACUCCAGAGGAUUUUGGGGUAGUGAAGACUCUGAAACUGAUAAAUACUAUGUCAUCGAGAAAGGUCCCAACAGAUUAGCCUUGAUUUUACUUUUUGUGUCUUUCAUAUUUAAACUAAUUUUAUGUGCUCUUUUAGGAGCAUUAAGUCAAGAUAUGCCUGAACAAUUGGAGGAACAACUACCAAACAAAAACAAAUCAACAAAAUAAUAAUCAUUCUAUUCAAAAAAUAAGACUGCUUAAUUUGGUGAGGAUAAUAGUACAUUUUACAAUUAUUGAUUUGAUUUCUUUAUUAUUAAAAAUGUAAUUUAAUUAUG